AUGCCCGCCAACCACGCAUCCAUUCCUCCCAGUGAGGGACCGACAGGCACAACCCAACUUCCUUUUUCUCGCGUCAAAAGGAUAAUUGCAGCAGAUUCGGAAAUCCAGAUCAUGUCAAAUGUUGGUGCAUUUGUUAUUACCUUAGCAACGGAAAUGUUCAUUCAACACCUUGCUGAGCAAGCUCACCUUGUCGUUAAGUCAGAGCGUAAACCGCGUCGGACUAUCCAAUAUAAAGAUCUCGCCACCGCUGUUUCGAAUCACGAUAACCUGGAAUUCCUGGUUGAUAUCGUGCCUAAGACUGUUCCAUACAAGCAAAUCAAAGCAAAGAAAGCUACUGCCACUACUUCUAGCUCAUCAAAGGCACAAGACCACACUAAACAAGAAGUUGAUCAGCCUUCCAAGAGCAUAGCUAGUUCUAUGAGAUCCGACUCUAAUAAAAAUGAUAAAAAUAUGGAUUCGGAAAGUCGGGAAAUGAAAGAUACAAAUAACCAGACGUGUAGUAGGUCAAAUCAGCUAAACGAAGAGUCGAGUGCGGACCUUGUGUGA
Messenger RNA from Blumeria graminis f. sp. triticale, 546 nucleotides. The record is from the annotation of a GenBank genome assembly. NCBI's taxonomy places the organism in Eukaryota, Fungi, Ascomycota, Leotiomycetes, Helotiales, Erysiphaceae.